Notolabrus celidotus (New Zealand spotty) is the source of this 2178-nucleotide messenger RNA. It is a transcript of the gene enpp6, whose product is annotated as ectonucleotide pyrophosphatase/phosphodiesterase 6. Bases 21 to 1379 code for a protein of 452 amino acids. The transcript is spliced from 8 exons. The record is from RefSeq and is a predicted model, not a curated record. NCBI's taxonomy places the organism in Eukaryota, Metazoa, Chordata, Actinopteri, Labriformes, Labridae.
GAGCACGAGGACACCCCGUCAUGCACCGCAGUCAGAGCCCCGCGUGCCUCCCGCAGCUCCCGCAGCUCCCCACGCUCCUGCUGCUGCUACUCGGCGCGGGACAGCUGAGCCUCGCGGGGAAACCUCUGCUGGUGUUCCUGAUCGAUGGAUUCAGACACGACUACAUGGACGACCUGCACGCGCUGCCGGGCUUCAGAGAGCUCGUGAGCAACGGAGUGAAGGUGGACUACAUGACUCCGGAUUUCCCCAGUUUAUCCUACCCGAACUACUACACCCUGAUGACAGGUCGUCACUGUGACGCGCAUCACAUGACAGGAAACUACAUGUACGACCAAGUCUCCAAGAAGGAGUUCCUGAUCGGGACCAACCCUGACAGCCGUCUUCCUCUGUGGUGGGAGGGGUCAGAGCCGCUGUGGGUCACUCUGCAGAAACACAACAGGAAGGUGUUCAUGUACUACUGGCCAGGUUGUGAGGUGGAGAUUCUGGGUGUGCGUCCGUCGCUCUGUUUGGAGUACGUCUACAACCCAUCAGAGAAAAACCUCACAGACUCUAUCAAGAGCGCUCUCAAUGUCCUUGGGACCGGUGAGGCGUCCAUGGCAGCCAUUUAUUACGAGAAGAUCGACGUGGAGGGUCAUCACUUCGGUCCCGACUCUCAGCAGGUCAGAGUGGCGGUCAAACAGCUGGACGCCGCCAUGGAAACACUCAACAAAGAGAUCAGGGACAGGGGGAUGGAGCAGCAGCUGAACGUGGUCCUGUUCUCCGAUCACGGGAUGACCAAGCUGCAGUGGAUGGAGAAAGUCAUCGAGCUGGACAAACACAUCAACAUGUCCGAUAUCACAAAGAUGCUGGACAGAGGACCCGUGGUCAGCCUGUGGCCUCAAGAGGACAGGUACCAACAGGUGUACUCUGCUCUCUCUCAGGUGCCUAACAUGCGGGUGUACAGCAGGGAGGAGGUCCCUGAGCGUUUCCACUUUAAAGGGGGCAAGUUUGUGCCCCCCCUCACGCUGGUGGCCGAGCCCGGCUGGUUUAUCACCGAGAACAAGAAGACCCUCCCGUACUGGAAGAAUGACUCAGGAGAGGCCUCGGCGUGGCAGAACGGCUGGCAUGGCUACGACAACGAGUUCAUCGACAUGAGAGGAUUCUUCCUGGCUAAAGGACCUGACUUUAAGCGUGACUUCCGUGCAGCUCCAAUCCGAGCGGUGGACGUCUAUAACCUGAUGUGCUGGACUUUGGGGGUGGAGCCUCUGCCUAAUAAUGGCUCCUGGUCCCGGGUGGAGUACCUGCUGAGUAGCUCCAGUGGUCCGACCCGCCCCUCCCCCCUGUGGACAUGCUGGGUGGGGGUCUUAGGAGUCCUGCUGGCUCUGCUGGACUACAUCUAACAGCUGCAGAGGCUGAAGCAUCUGAGACAGGCUGACCUGGAAGAGCUUCCAGCAUUGUUAAGACCAAUUAACCUGAAGCCUUGAAGAACCUGGAGAGUUUUCCAGGACCUCAUCUUGACCUCCUAACAGAGGGGAACAAAGAUCCUUCCUCAUGCUAACAGAGACUCAGAGAGUACCUCAGCCUGGACCCUAUGAAUGUGUGUUCAUGUCUUCACAUGGCUUCAAAAAAUGUCCCACAAAGUGUAAAACUUGAAUCAACUGUUCUGUGAUUUCAGCUCAGUUUGUGCUUCUGUUUCAGUUUCUCUGAUAUUUGUCUUACUGUUGAUCAGAAAUGACAGUUUGACUUUAGGUCCUCUGUUAAACUCUGAGUCUCUGAAUCUUUACUGUCUUUUUAUAAAUAUGUGUUUUUCUUACAGAACUUUUACCUGGAAAUCUGAAAAAAGUGCUCCAUAGAAAGAUAAUAUCUCAGUUGUGUGUAGCUGUGUCAUAUCAAAGAUUAACAUUUAAAUCUAUUUCAGUCUCAAAUACUUGAACAUGUGCUCUUCUUUUAAGGAAAUGUAACGAGGGAUAACGUCAUUAUUAGCAUCUCUGUGUCAUACUGGAGCAGGUGCUGAACCUCUCUCUCUCUUAUCAGUGGCCUCCUGUUAUUAGAUCUCAUUUCUCCAGGUGAGAGGAGGGGGGUCAUGUUUUUAGAAUCACAGUGGGGCUCUUUUUAACAGCACAUGCUGCCUUCAGACGUCUGUAACAGCCAGAGUGAGUUUUAAAGGGUGUAAGAAAUAAAGUUGAAUCAUGUUGGAAA